UCCCGAUUCCAAAGCGCAUACCCAGCGGCGCCGGGGAGACGCUGGCGUGGCCCAUUGCGCAGGCGCAGGAGCCGCGCUUGGGGCCUCUGCUCAGGCACUGCCGCGGACGACCUCGGGGUCCUUACUUGAUUGGGACCGGAAGUGGCGUGUGCUGGGCCUUUCGGAGUCCCUGGCCCGCGGGCGUCGGGUGUGAGCUGCGCCCUCCGUUCUGAGGGUUUGUGGCCCACGGCUCCUUCGCGGUCCCUGCCGCCAUCGCACACGCUCCGCGUUGUAGAGAAGAUGGUGGGUCGGAACAGUGCCAUCGCCGCCGGUGUAUGUGGGGCCCUUUUUAUCGGGUACUGCAUCUACUUCGACCGCAAAAGACGAAGUGACCCCAACUUUAAGAACAGGCUUCGAGAACGAAGAAAGAAACAGAAGCUUGCCAAGGAGAGAGCUGGGCUUUCCAAGUUACCUGACCUUAAAGAUGCUGAAGCUGUUCAGAAAUUCUUCCUUGAAGAAAUACAACUUGGUGAAGAAUUACUAGCUCAAGGUGAAUAUGAGAAGGGAGUAGACCAUCUAACGAAUGCAAUUGCUGUGUGUGGACAGCCACAGCAGUUACUGCAGGUCUUACAGCAAACUCUUCCACCACCAGUGUUCCAGAUGCUUCUGACUAAGCUCCCAACAAUUAGUCAGAGAAUUGUAAGUGCUCAGAGCUUGGCUGAAGAUGACGUGGAAUGAGAAACAAAUGUCAACCUAAUAAAAUCUUAGUUAAAAGUAUUUUUAAAAUUCUUGGUAGUUGAGCAGCUUUGGGGGAAUAAGGGCAAAUAUGCUUGUUAUGAACUACACUGAAAUCUACCAAAGUUAAUGUUUACUUUGUGUAGAUCCGUUUGUCUAUUUUAUUUAUUUUUCCCAGUGAAAAGUGUAUUUUGAUAGAGAGCCUUUCAUUUUAUAAAUACGCUAUGAGUUACUGAAAUAUCAUGGAUUUUGUUUAUUCCUGAAGCAUAAACUGUAAAUAUGACAUGGCUUAUGUUAAAAAUACCCAGUGCUCAGUUUUGAAGGAUAGGCAAAAAAAAAAAAGUAUAGGAGAAACUGAAGAAUGAAGAAUGUACACUUUUUAAAUUUUAGCUCAUACAUUUUGCUGUAAAUCUGGAAAUUUGAUAGACUUGAUUGUGUUUGUGAAAACUGAGCAUUAAAGUUUUUGAGUGAUCAUUUCUUUCCAUUUAAUCUCUGAGACGUAAAUAUGUCGGCGUGCUGCUGCGCUGUGUUAAUUCCAUUCCCUUUCUGUGUAUCAGUCUCAAAGUUUUGUUUAAAUCAGUGGGCUUAAUGUGUUCUGGGUAUUUAUCUCCUUGUAUUUUAAAUAUACGUAGUUGCAGAUAGCACCGAGAAUUAGAUCUAUGUACACCCCUAAUCUCGCCUCGUGAGCUUCGCCAGUUCAUGUGUGCUCACUUUCCUUUGUUACAUGAGAGAAUGCGACUGCUGACCACUGAAGUGUCCCUUUCAGCUUCUGGUUCAUUGGGCUCUGUUGAGCAUAAAUCCACCUUAACCUGAGGAAUGUAUGUGGGCAACCAGGCCUUGGGUUUUUUUAUAUUCUGAAUUUUGCAUGCUUGCCUGACUUAGUAUUUCCAAAUUGAUCUUUUUUUUUAAUGAUGUAACUAUCUAUUGUUGAUUUUCACUGAAAUUACAUGAUUCUGUCACUACUCUGUAAAUUAAUCUGAAACUUUUACAGUAGCUGGGAUGAUUUGCUUGUAAAAAAUGUUUUUGGCCUUUUGCUUUUGUCUUCAAUGUACCUCCUUAAUCCUACUUCAACUUGAUUAAGCUGUCUUGUGAAAUGAGUAAGUUGCAACCCUGUGACUGAAAACUUGAAAAGGGUGGAGCAGGUGGGACCUCUUACUCUCGGAUAGUGACAUAUUCUCCAUAGUCACAGAUUCCAUUUCAGAACUAAGGAUCCUUGGUACUUGGUGGCAUCUGUUGAACUGAAUAGCAUUUCGCAUUGUAAAGAUUGCCUUUAUUCUGUCUAAAAGUCUGGAGAGAUCCCAAAGACGUCCUAUGUACUAGGUAUUUUAUUUUGGUUUACUUAUAAACUCUUAAUCGUUCCUAAUCUUGGGUUUUUGUGGCGUAGUAGAAAGAGAAACACAAUUCUAGUUUCUGCCUCUUAAUUAGCCGCACAGCCUUGAGCAAGUCACAUUUCAUCUCUGAACUUACCUCUACUAUUAGAUUAGGUGACUCACAUUUAAGGACUUUUCUUGGGUACCUUGAGGGUUUGUGAUCCUCAACCCUUAAACAGUGCUUUUUUGGUGACGCAGGACGUUUUUUUUUUUUGGCGGGGGGGGGGGGGGGGGGGGGGGGGACUGGCCAGUACAAACAUGCCAGUCAGUUUUACUAGUGGGAUCCUGUAUCCAAAGCAGUGUGGUGGUGAUUGGUCAGUGAUUAACCAGGCAGCUGAGAAGUCUUAGGCACCGGUCCAGACAUAUAUAGGAGGAGCAGUUAGGGAGAACAGGGGUGGGAAAGGGAGCAAGCAGCUGACAGCUCAGCAAGGAAAGAAUGGGCUCAGAAAGGAGGGCGGGCUGGAGGAGUGAUGGGCAGCUUAGGUUUGGGGAGGGUAGAAACACCAUUUCCUUGGGAACUGGAGUGCAGUGUGACCUGGCUCUGAACCUGCUGGCUUUGCUGUAAUGCUUGAAAAGGCAGUGAUGCCUUCAUUUUGUAGCUCAUUAAGCCAAGUACAUUUUCUUAUUUAAAUGACAACUUUGGUGCUUUAAAAUGAAGUACCACUUUUUAAAGCUAGCUGUGUCAAGGAAAAAAAAUCAGCGUUUUCUUUCUCCCAGAAAUGUAAUUGUCAAACACUAUCGGUUCCCACUUUAAGUUUUACAGAGUGAUAGAAUCAGGUCAUCGUCGUGAUGCUGGCCAAAUGGUUCUCAGCAGGUGAGAACGGGAAAAAAAAAAACCAGAUUUCAGUGGAGUAAUAAACAGCUUGAAUGUUUCCAUGUGCUAAUGUUGCACACUUACAAGAAAAC
Molecule: messenger RNA, 2990 nt
Organism: Sapajus apella (tufted capuchin)
Lineage: Eukaryota; Metazoa; Chordata; Mammalia; Primates; Cebidae
Gene: TOMM20
Product: translocase of outer mitochondrial membrane 20
Exons: 5
Coding region: 280-717 (145 amino acids)
Biological process (GO): tRNA import into mitochondrion; protein targeting; protein import into mitochondrial matrix
Cellular component (GO): mitochondrial outer membrane translocase complex; mitochondrial outer membrane
Molecular function (GO): transmembrane protein transporter activity
Source: RefSeq, a predicted model, not a curated record